GGGUGGGAGUCUCUUGGGGAAAGGAGGACAGACCUGCACCUCUGGGAGAAUGGGAGAAGUUGGAUGGAUAGUGGUGUUUGUGAUGACUUUCAUCAGCUGCAAUGCCUUCCUGGAUCUGUCUACUGUCCACCAGGUCACGGGCACUUGGAUGGCAUCCACCACUCUCCCAUGUACCUAUGUGCCUACAGAAGAUUUCACCCAGCAAGCGCUCAGCUGGAGCGUGGAUCACGGCUCCGGCACCUCCACCAUCUUCCACAGGGACGGCACUGGUGACCACAUCCUGCUCUCCAAAUUCCGAGGCCGAGUCAGCGUCCCAAAACACAACCCAGGGGAUGCCUCGCUCCUCAUUCAGAACCUUGAAAUGCCUGACAGUGGACACUACACUUGUCAAAUCGUCUGGAGGUCCAGAGAUAACAACUUGAUAACAAAAGAGGUGACCACUAUAGUUAAAGUUGUCAAAGUGGCAGCCACCAAGCCCAUCAUCAGAGCGGCGGAGCCGGGGCUGACGCUGCCGGCCGGAGCCAGCACCAGCCUGAGCUGCGAGGCCGGCGGCUCCCCUCCCAUCAGCUACCGCUGGUUCCGCCGCGGCCCGGCGGGCACGGCCGAGCUCCUGCGCAGCGGGGCCGAGCUGGCCUGGCGCGGCCUGCGGCCCUCGGACAGCGGCACGUACUUCUGCGAGGCGCACAACAGGGCCGGGGCCGGCGCCGUGCAGCGCAGCGAUGCCGUGCGCCUGACGGUCACAGAUGUGCCCACAACAACAGCAGCCUUGCAGAGGAAUGUGGGAACCACGGGGGGACUCCACUCAACCACAGAUGUGCCCACAACAACAGCAGCCUUGCAGAAGAAUGUGGGAACCACGGGGGGACACCACUCAACCACCAGUCGGGAAGACAGUAGUGACAUGGAGCAUAGAGUGACGGAUCCUGUCCCAACCACACGGGUCUCCAGGAUGGAUACUGCUCCAGUGGGGCCUUUCCAAGACACAGGUUCCCAGCGGCUCGCCCCGUCCCCGCUGCUGUACGGGCUGCCGGCCGCGCUGGGCGGCGCCGCGCUGGGCGCGCUGCUGGCGGCCGCGCUGGGCUGCUGGCGGCGGCGGCGGAGGAAGGACGAACCUCUCUAUGAAGUUGCUUUCCGCAGAACUGCAGAUGUCGCCCUGCUGCAGCCUGAGGUGGAAGUCCCUGCUAAGGGCCAACAGAAGGAAAUGUACUCUGGCCCUGAAAAGACCACCAUGAAAGACAGGAAAAGCCCUGAGUAUGAGAACCUUGUGACUGCAAUGGAAUCUCAAUAUGAAACAGAAGGAAUUUUGUAAAGUACCAGCUUUUCCACAAAAGCAGCCAUGCAGGGCUGCAGGUACUGAAUAGUGAACUCAGCAGAAGGAAACUCUUCCUCCUGCUGUCCCUCUGUUCUGCUCUCACUGCUUGCUUUAACCCAGAGGAGCUGCAUAACCUUUUGGUCUUUGGCAGACCAGGCCCUGCCUGCAGGAGCAGAAACCCCCAGCCAACUGUUUGCCUACCCACUUCUAUAGAGCAAGUUGUUUCUGAGCAACGUGAAGGACCCAGGGCAGGAAGAAAGGAUCUGAAGGAGUGAGAACAUGAAAUUCCUUAGCCUGUAAGUCCAAGAGUAGUUUGUGCAAUGCUGCCAGUCAGUAACACUAGCAAGGGAUACUCUCCAAUGUGUGUUCCUGUUAAGACAUCCCAGGCUGCAAGGAACCAGGAUUGUGCUGGAAAUGGAGAUCUCUGGCUUUUGCAGUUCAGCAAAUACUGGUUGUACAUCCUGCCUGUGCUUGAGUCUUUUUGUUGUUGUUGUUGUUACAGCAUGGUAAAGGGACCACAGAGGGGAAGUUGAUGUCCCAGGAAUGCCAUUUUUGCUAUCAGAAUGGAGCUCAGUGCUCAGAGAGAAAGAAUGAGUCUCUGAACUGUCACCCACUGGUUUUCUCCUGGAAAACAAGAACUGAUGUAGAAGGAAAUGCUGGCAUUUAAUUUUUACAGUAUGGGGGCCAGAGGCAUGAUAAAAUAAAAAUUUGAGGCAUUUGGA
Melospiza georgiana is the source of this 2034-nucleotide messenger RNA. RefSeq names its product carcinoembryonic antigen-related cell adhesion molecule 1-like. The record is from RefSeq and is a predicted model, not a curated record. The coding region runs from base 50 to 1309 and encodes 419 amino acids. The transcript is spliced from 9 exons. Gene Ontology annotation, biological process: negative regulation of macrophage activation; negative regulation of T cell proliferation; negative regulation of interleukin-2 production. Lineage: Eukaryota; Metazoa; Chordata; Aves; Passeriformes; Passerellidae. Gene Ontology annotation, molecular function: complement component C3b binding.